Molecule: messenger RNA, 2586 nt
Organism: Tuber melanosporum (Perigord truffle)
Lineage: Eukaryota; Fungi; Ascomycota; Pezizomycetes; Pezizales; Tuberaceae
Exons: 7
Coding region: 1-2586 (861 amino acids)
Biological process (GO): DNA-templated transcription
Molecular function (GO): zinc ion binding; DNA binding
Source: RefSeq, a predicted model, not a curated record
AUGCGAGAAAGAUGCGAUGCCGCCAGCCUAGGUGUUCCGUGCACGAACUGCGUCGCCUUUUCCAUCGAGUGCAAGAUUCCCACGCCGAAGAGGAAGAAGGUUGCCGGAGCUACAAAGUCACGGGACGGUGAUGAUGAGUCUUCGGAACGGCAAGGCUCGGUACAAGGCCCGUCGCCGUCGCCUGUGGAUGACAUCCGCAUGAACUUCAACAAAACUCCGCAAGCUACAGUUUUACCUCACCAGGACGGGACCCCAAACGCAGGCUUUCCGGAAGCUAAAUCGGCCCAGGUCGCCGCCGACAAUAGGACCCUUACUCAGUUCAUGAAGCCCAAGUUUGCCAGGGCUCCCAUUAAAGAGGCUGGAAGGGUUGCGUAUUUAGGUGAAUCAUCAAAUCUCAGCUUACUAGUUCACGAGAAACAUGGCACGCCGGACGUUGUGCAUUAUCCCCUGCCAGAGAAUGUUCGAGGGUCUAGGGCUAGGUUAACAGAGCUGGACACUAUUGAGAUUGAUAUCCUCCACCAACGGGGUGCUUUCCUGUUGCCUCCAAGAGCUCUCUGCGAUGAAUUGGUCGAAGCGUACUUUAAAUGGAUUGCCCCGAUUGUACCCGUCAUCAACAGGAGCAGGUUCAUGCGGCGAUAUCGAGAUCCCGAGAAUGCACCAUCACUCUUGCUAUUGCAGAGCAUAUUGCUUGCUGGAUCAAGAGUGUGCACGAAUCCGCAAUUGAUGGAUGCUUCUGGAUCUACUACCCCGGCAGCUAUGACCUUUUACAAGAGAGCUAAGGCAUUGUAUGAUGCAAACUAUGAGGACGACCGCGUUACGAUUGUACAGUCGUUGGUGUUGAUGGGGUGGUAUUGGGAGGGACCUGAAGACGUGACAAAGAAUGUAUUUUACUGGAGCCGCGUAGCUACUACUGUAGCUCAGGGUUCUGGUAUGCAUAGGAGCGUUGAACACUCUCAAUUAAGCAAAGCAGACAAAAGGCUAUGGAGACGAAUAUGGUGGACACUCUUUACUAGGGAUCGAAUGGUGGCUGUUGCUCUUGGAAGACCAGUGCACAUUAACACCGACGAUUCGGAUGUUGAGAUGGUCCAAGAGGAUGAUUUCUUGGAAGACGAGGCCGGGUUCCCUGCGGAAUACCCACCAGAUCCCCUCCAUAUCCAAUUCUUCCUUCACCAUGUUAAGUUGUGUGAAAUUAUGGGAUUGGUAUUGUCCCAGCAGUACUCGGUGGCGUCCAAAGCGAAGAGGCAGAACGCGAUUGAUCUAAUCCACAGCGAUCUCGCACUUGCCGACUGGAUGUUGCACGUGCCGCCAGACAUGCGCUAUCACGUUGAGGAUAAGUCGAGGCAAAACUUCUGGGCGGCCUUGCUUCAUUCUACUUAUUACACAACCCUGUGCUUGCUUCAUCGGGCCCAUAUGCCGCCGGUGAGCACUGCUCCCAGCGGAAUGGAGGAUACCUCCUACCCUUCGCGGAAUAUUGCUUUCAGGGCUGCAACGGCUAUUACUUCCAUCAUUGAUAAUUUAGCCGAACAUGAUCAGCUCAGAUACUGCCCUGCAUUCAUUGUGUACAGUCUCUUCUCAGCCUUGAUCAUGCAUGUGUACCAGAAUCGUUCAGUAAACCCGACAGUGGUUGCUGACUCUAAGGAACGCAUGAGAAAGUGCAUGAGGUCCCUAAAGGAGAUCUCGAAUGUGUGGGUUGUAGCAAAGAUGGUGUACACACUUUUUGAGUCUAUUCUAGGGAAUAAAGCCCUGGAGGAGCGGCUCCAAAAGUCUACCGGACGCCGCCAUCACCCCCGGAAGCAUCGGCAGAACCGGUCUAUUAGGGAAAGCUCGACUUCUGCGGAAGCUCGCAGUACCACUGAACCCAUCAAGAGGAAAUUUGAUGAGAUGGAGAUUGGCGGUCAUCCUGGAAGGCCGGUGCCUAACAUGUCAUACGAAAGAUCUAGGCCUCAGACACCAGCCCCAGCUCCAGGAAGCAUCCAGAACAACAACGCGACGGGCAUGUCGGCCCCGGGCAACACAACUCCGCACCUCCGACAGGGAACAGAUAUAUUCAUGGGUGGACAGAGCCAGGGAGGAACCCGCCCCCCUACUCCAUUCCAACAGCCGAACGCGUCCGUUCCAGCCACCCCCCCAGACCUUUUCUUGGUCACACGAUCUUCCCCACCAAUCCCCCAAAGUUUGUGGGAGAAUUUCCAACCGGGCCAGCUCUUUCCAGACGAUUCUGGAAUCUCAUACCUAUCACCGCCGAAUCACAAUAGUAAUUCGGCGCUAGACCCACAACUAGCGAGCCCAUCCAUGCCAUUAUCACAGCAUUCGAUGAAUCAGCACAUGCAAAAUCAGAUGCAAGGCACGUCGCCGAUCCCCACCAGCGGCAUGCAGAGCACAGGCAUCCCCCAACAGCCCGCCUGGCCGAGCCCAUUCGAUAUUGAUCCGAAUGGGACCAUGGGCCCUGGGAGUAGCCCUGAGGACACCUGGAGUAAUAGCAGUGCUGACAAGAUAGUUCCGACGACGUUGAAUGUUGAGGAUUGGUAUGAUUAUUUCCCCCCUCUUCUUGCUCUUGGUUUAGAGACUCUAAUGCCGGACGCGUAA